Molecule: messenger RNA, 1458 nt
Organism: Cercopithifilaria johnstoni
Lineage: Eukaryota; Metazoa; Nematoda; Chromadorea; Rhabditida; Onchocercidae
Source: the annotation of a GenBank genome assembly
AUGGAAGGACUGGAAUCAUCCGGACCGAUGACCAGCAAUAGCUCGGAUCCGUUGCUAUCGGCCACGUUACCAACUUCAUCACCUCCGCAACCGGAUAGCUACCGGAAUCAUAUCCAUGAUGAUAGUUACUCAGCUCAUGGUCGUAGUAGUCCUCAUAGCCAAACUGCUGGCACAACAACAGCAUUCAACCAGUAUACUACGCUAACACGCCUUCAACCACUUCCGCCUAUUUCAACCGUUACUAAUUCAUCCGUUAAAUUUAACCGUUCCACUGCAAGUGCUGCGGUAAGUGAAUCAGCCUCUGGUGCUCCUUCUGGUAGUAGCCUGUUUUUCCAACAAACUUCAACAAGUUCCAUGCCAGGUUCAUUGAAUUUCGGUUCAUUUGCAUAUAAUGUAAACAUCAAAUAUGUUUAUGAUAUGAAGAAUGAACCGGAUACGGAAGACGGUCAAUCAGCCGAUUCGAACAAUGAUAGUAGGAAUGAAUAUACAACACCCGUUACCUUACACCAACAGCUCCAUCAAUUGACUGAACCAUUUUCACCUUCCCAAUCACCGUAUGUACCAUCAUCGUAUAGUGGUGUCCUGGAACCGAAACAGGAAAAACUGGAUUUCAUCAGUUCAACUUCAUACAAUACUUUUAAUGGUCCAAGCGAUAUCUUGGAUACAGAGACAAUGGAAACCGUCAAAAGGAAUGGUUCCUCACCAUUACAAACUGAUGCAAUAUCACAUGCCGAAUCACCGGAUUCUGGUAGCGAUAUGGAUGAGCUAAAUACAAAGGAUCUUGCACAAAAAAUUUCCGCUGAACUUAAACGAUAUUCAAUUCCACAAGCAAUCUUUGCACAGCGUGUCUUAUGCAGGUCACAGGGAACGCUUUCGGAUUUACUGAGGAAUCCAAAACCAUGGUCAAAGCUUAAGAGUGGUCGUGAAACAUUUAGACGUAUGGCAAAAUGGUUACAAGAACCGGAAUUUCAACGAAUGUCUGCUUUACGUUUGGCUGCAUGUAAACGGAAAGAUGAACAACAAAUUAACGGUUCUUCACAACCAGCAACACCGAAAAAACCACGCUUAGUGUUCACCGAUAUCCAGAGACGUACAUUGCAGGUGGGCCAGUUGCAGGCAAUAUUCAAGGAAACCAAACGGCCAUCACGAGAAAUGCAACUAACAAUAUCACAACAACUACAAUUGGAUCCUACAACGGUUGCGAAUUUUUUCAUGAAUGCUCGCCGUCGUGGUCAUGAUCGUAGUAGGCAAGAGGAAGAACAACAACAGCAACAGCAACAACAACAACAACAACAACAACAACAACAACAACAGCAACUAAUACAACAACCACAAGGACGACAGCAAGAGCAACAACAUCAAUCAGAGCAACAACAAGAAGUGGUACUUAAUUCUAACACAAAUAGUGAAACAGUUCUUGGUCCUAUACCACCUCCACCUGUUUUUGAACAAUUGUGA